GUAAUCUAUAAUCUGUUGGCAAUAGAGUUGUUGCUUUCUUGAUAUUGUUCUUAUUAUAUUCUUAUUUACAAACGGAUCAGUUAAAUUAACUGAAGAGAGUUGAUUUAGCUAGGAAGUUUACCUUACUGAUUGAGUGAACGUUUACUACUCACUGUUGAGUCAGUAGUACAAUUCUGAAGUUUGAUCUGAAUUUAUUAGGCAUAUGUGCCAAAAUGUAAAAAUUCUGUUAUGAAGUGACUUCACUUCUUUUUACAGACCUAUGUUUUUCAAAUGGAUAUAGCAACUAUCCUACAACCAAUUUCGAUCAUAGUUAAUUUUCAUUAACCCCUUUUAUUAACUUACUUAACAGACAGUAUUAAUAGAGCAGUUACAAUUCGUCUAUUUCUUUGCACUACUACGAUCUCGAGAUCACAUGACAAACUCUAGCUAAGAUGUUGAUUGCUUAAACAUCACUCGAUGAUUCAUUCUCUUCCUUAUGUAUGUAUAUACUCAAAUCCUAUUAUUAGAUUUUGUUUUGCCUUACUGUGCCCUUAUGCGAUUUGAGUAUAAGUUUGCCUCUGUAUUUGCUCGCACACAUAUAUCCGCCUCCCUACUUCAAAUUCGCUUGAUGUGAUUGUAGUUUUGUGAUCUUCGCUAUCCGCUAAUAAACUGUAGUUGCCGCUUCUCAUUGCAAUUUGGUUUCAAACACUGUUGAGAUUUAUAUUACAAUGGUUACAAGGAUGAUAGAUUAGAGAAGCAAAGCCACUACAUGUAGAUUGAAUGAAGGAUUGUUCUUAAACAUUUAUACAUGUUUAACAUCAAAUCAAACAUUGGAUGAAAGUCAUUUAUUAGAUUUAGCAAAAUUUCUACAAAAUAUGGCUAUUUCUACUCAAAGAUUAUUAGAAGCAAAUGUAGACUUGUGUGUAUUUUGUCGUAACAACAAUGAACCUAAAGAGAUGUAUACUAGUCAUAAAGUUAAAGAUCGUUUUGGUCGAGUAACUUGUCCAAUUCUACGUAAAUUUACUUGUCCAUUAUGCGGUGCUACUAAAGAUCGUGCUCAUACAAUAAGAUAUUGUCCGAGAUUAUUAUUAACAUAUAAUAAUCGAAAUGGUAACAAUAGUGGUGGACCAACUUGUCCUAUGAUUGAAGCUGGUUUGUUGGAACCGAUACAGUUCUCUACAUCGAAUUCAAUUUAAGAAUGAAAUCUACUUAAUAAUAAAAGGACAAUUAAAAUGAAAUAUUUUCC
This is a messenger RNA of Schistosoma bovis, 1225 nucleotides long. NCBI's taxonomy places the organism in Eukaryota, Metazoa, Platyhelminthes, Trematoda, Strigeidida, Schistosomatidae. The record is from the annotation of a GenBank genome assembly.